GCAGAAUAUGAACUCUAUAAACGUCUUAAAUUACUUGGUGAAGGAUCCUUUGGUAAAGCUUAUUUGGUUGAAUGUCUAUAAGAUAAGUAUAUUAUGUAUAGGUAUUCUUAGAUCUUUAUGGGUAACAAAAUACAUGGAUUUAGCUGCUAUGACACCAUAAGAGAAAGAUGAAACCUUAAGAGAAGCUAAAAUUAUUGAAUUUCUAUCACAUCCUAAUAUUGUCAAAUUUAGAGAAGUUUAUAAAACAAAAAAAGGAAGAUUGUGUAUCGUUAUGGAGUAUGCUGAUGGUAAUUAAUAUAAUUAAACUUAGGUGGAGAUUUAUCAUAAAAAAUUAAAGAAGCUAAAGGAAAAUGUUUAUCUGAAAACUAAAUAUUAGAUUGGUUUACAUAAAUAUGUUUAGCUAUUAAACAUGUUCAUGAUAGAAAAAUUAUUCAUAGAGAUUUAAAAGGAUAAAAUAUUUUCUUAACUAAAGAAGGAUAAGUUAAAUUAGGAGAUUUUGGAAUUGCAAGAAUACUUAAAAAAACAGUUGAAAAAGCUAAAACUAUGGUUGGAACACCAUAUUAUAUAAGUCCAGAAAUUAUAGAAGGAAAACCUUACACAUUUAUGACAGAUAUUUGGUCUUUAGGAGUUAUACUUUAUGAAUUAUGUGCUUUAUAACCACCUUUUAAUGCUGAAUCACUUCAUUUUCUUGCUUUAAAUAUUGUUAAAGGUUAAUAUAAACCCAUUCCUGCACAUUAUUCUAAAGAAUUAAAAUAACUUGUCUAAUGUUUAUUAUAAGUUGAUUAAAGAAGAAGACCUACAAUCUAAGAAAUUUUAAGUAUUUAUUUAUCAUCUAUUUCUAGAAAUGCCUGUUAUUACCAAUAGAAUUAAAAGUUUUUUGACUGAAACCAUUUAGAGAGCAGAAUUCUCUCAUACUAUUUUUCAUAAUAAAGUUUUUGAAGUCAAAGGAAAUCUAAAUUAAGUUAAUCUUAUUAUUAAUGAAUAACCAUGUCCUCCUUAAUUAUUAGAACAAAAUGCUAAAAAUUUAUAAGAAUUUCCAGAUAUUGUUAAAAAACCUUCACUUUAAGAAUUUGAUCCUAUCAGACCACCUUAAUUAUCUAAAUAAUAAUAACCACCUUCAUCUCGAUACAAUGAUCCCAAAGAUCAACCUAAAAUUAAUUAAUAAGAAAAAUAACAAGAUAUACCAAAAUAAAGUGAAAUACCUAAAAAAAUAGAUCCUAUAACGAAAAAUUCUCCUCUUAUUUAAAAAAAAGAACCAUCUAAAGAAACACCUCCAUAAAAGGAAAUCAAAAAAUAAUCACCACUAUAAUAAAAAAAUCCAUCUAGACCUAAAAGUGAUUAAGAGAAAUAAUAAAAAAGUGAACCAUGUAGAUUUGAUGCUUAAGUUUAAAAAAAACAUUCAAAUAGUGAAUAAGCUUUGAUACCUGAAUAAAAAAAAUAAUAGUUUAUAUCCCCAAAACAUUAAUAAAAAAUAGAUUAGCCAAGGUUAAUAUUUUUAUUUUAUAAUUAGACCUCCAACUGCUCCAAAAGAUAAACCAUAACCUUAAUUGAUUCAAUAAAGACCUUAAAGUUCAAAACCUUAAGUUUAAGAUUAAAAAGUAGUAGUAGCUUAAAAAGUGAACAUUGAAAAGAAAAGACCUAUAAGUGUUGAUAAAGCUCCAAUAGUUUAACCAUAAUAAUAAAAAUAAUAAUAAUUAGAAUACUAACGUUAAGAAGAAAGAAUUCGUUUAUUAAAAUAACGAUAAUAAGAGUAAUAGGAAAAAGAAAGGAGAGAAAGAGAAAAAGAAAAAGAAAGAGAAUUAAAAAUAUAAUAAGAAUAAUUACUAGAAAAAUAAAGAUAAUAAUAGUAAAUAGAGAAAUAAUAAUAAUUAGAAAGAUAAAGAUAAUAAUAAUAAUUGGAGAAAUAAACAGAAUAAGAAAGAUAGAGACAAGAAGAAAAAUAGAGAUAGAAUCAAAGUUAAUAGAAUUAACAUAUAGAAAUAAAUAAAAAUGAAUAAUAAAAGUAAUAAUUGGAAAGAUAACCUUCAUAAAGAUCAUCUUAAAUGGAUAAUAAAUAAAAUGAAUCAAAAUAAUAGAUGAAAUCAAAAGCUGAUUAAUUAUAAAAGAUAGAGAAAAAUGGUAAAGAUUUUGAUUUAAUGCUUAAAGAAUUGGAAGGCUUGGUAUAAAUAAAUUUAAAUAUAGCUUAAUAAUGUAAAUAAUGCAAUAGAUAAAUUUCCAAAUUAAGGAGGGAAAGAGAAUUAUUUUGAUUACAAUACCAUAUAGACAAUGUUAAUAGAAGAUAGAGAAGAUGAUGAAGAUGAACCAACAGAUAAUAUUGAUAAGAAAUCAAAAUAGAUUAUAAAAUAAAUAUCAAAGGAAGAAGAGGAAUGUUUUUAGAUGUUGAAUGAGAAAUCAUCUACUUUGAAAAUAAAAUUAGAAAAUGCUCUUGGAGUAGAAAAGAUGAAUAGAGCAAAAAACAUUUUAAAAUAAACUGUAUUAUAAUAAAUUAAUAAAUAGUUGGAAUAAAUGGAUUUAGAUAGAUUAGAGAAACAAUAUGGACCAAAUUAUGAUAAAUUAUUACCAUUUUUAACAUUGGAAGAAAGAAAGAAAUACGCUCCACUCCUAUUUACUUAUAUUAUAACUGGAUGAUAGGGUUG
Paramecium sonneborni is the source of this 2636-nucleotide messenger RNA. Lineage: Eukaryota; Ciliophora; Oligohymenophorea; Peniculida; Parameciidae. The record is from the annotation of a GenBank genome assembly.